AGUGUGAAGUGCAGUCAGAGUGCACCAGAAGUUUUGACAGAUUCCUGCAGGCCUUUCCGCGAAUAUUUCUCAUUUUACUUCAAAUUAAACUUCCAGGUAGCCGUCAUGAGUCUUCAAUGGACGGCUGUGGCGACAUUUCUAUAUGCUGAGGUGUUUGCUGUACUGCUACUGUGUGUCCCGUUCAUCUCCCCAAAACGAUGGAGCAAAUUUUUCAAGUCCCGGCUGGUCACUGCCAUUACGAGUUAUGGAAACACUGCAUUCAUUGUCAUCAUUUGUAUUCUUGUCUUUCUGCUCAUAGAUGCAUUUAGAGAAGUGAGAAAAUACAGCGUGGCAGAGAAAGUGGAUCUGAGCAACAAUCCUGUGGCCAUCGAGCACAUCCACAUGAAGCUGUUCAGAGCCCAGAGGAACGAAUACAUCGCUGGCUUUGCUCUGCUUCUGUGUUUGCUGUUGAGACGUCUGGCCACACUGCUGUCUCAGCAGGCUACACUGAUGGCCUCUCAUGAAGCCUUCCAAAAGCAGGCGGAGGGAGCAAAUGAUGCCGCCAAGAAAUACAUGGAGGAAAAUGAGAAACUGCAGGAGAAACUGCGGCAAGCCGGUAUUGAAGUGCCUGAAGUGGGUGGAAAGGCCAAAGGUGGCGUGGAGGAGGACAAGAAAAAUCUGAAGGAAGAGGUCAGGCAGCUGAAGGACGAACUCGACGCAACCAAGAAAGCUCUUCAGAAGUCAGACAGUGAUGUGAAGGCCAUGAAAAAGCAGGCUGAGAAUCUGACCACAGAGUAUGACCGUCUGCUGGAGGAACACGCCAGACUGCAGGCCAAAUGUGAUGCUCAACAGGACAAGAAGUCCGACUGAACGAAGCCCUUCAUGCUCUGCUCCCUGUCCUGCGUUCUCAUUGGCUGUCAGCAGCGUCGCUCUUCUGGCUGUGUAAGAACAGGGUUCCGUUCGUCAAUAAUGUGCUUUCGCUUCAUUCAUUAAAGCCUGUUGAGGCUUUUCACACACUGUAUCAAGUUUUCUCUAUAUUUUUGCUGUGAACCUAGGGUGGUUAAUUUGUGUUCCCUGUGUUUAGUCAAAACUUGUUUAGGUUUUAUGUUUUGAUUAAAUAACUGUUCAAAACUGA
This is a messenger RNA of Danio rerio (zebrafish), 1114 nucleotides long. It is a transcript of the gene bcap31, whose product is annotated as B cell receptor associated protein 31. The record is from RefSeq and is marked provisional. Gene Ontology annotation, cellular component: endoplasmic reticulum membrane; endoplasmic reticulum; membrane. NCBI's taxonomy places the organism in Eukaryota, Metazoa, Chordata, Actinopteri, Cypriniformes, Danionidae. Gene Ontology annotation, biological process: intracellular protein transport; endoplasmic reticulum to Golgi vesicle-mediated transport.